UCUUGCGCAUUGAGACCCGGGCCGGGCGGCAAAUAAACGGGACUCGGUGGGUAGCGGCUGCCUCCCUGAGGGGAGGCAGGGGCUCGUUGCUCGCGAGGCUUCGGAGCUGCGGGGGGAGGGGGCGGCGCCGAGCCCCGCGUGCACGAUGAGCGGCGGCUCGGACGGGAACGAGGAGUUCUACCAGCAGCUGCGGCUCCAGCAGCUGUUCGAGGCCCGCCGCAGCGGCGAGGGCGAGCCCGACCCCUUCACCUACGUGGACCCGGCGGAUGGGACGGCCUACGAGUGGGACCGGGAGAAGAAGGCCUGGUUCCCUAAGGUGACUGAAGACUUCCUGGCAACAUAUCAUGCUAACUAUGGCUUCCCUACAGAUAGUUUAGACAGUUCCUCUGCUUCAAAGACUGAAAGUAAGCCAGCUGUGGAUUCUAGGACAGCAGGAGCACAGCAGUCGACAAAUAAAAAAGCACCCCAACAAACAGAUUCUAAACAAAAAGGAGAAAAAAGAAAACUUGAUGCAGGAUGGUUUCAUGUUGAAGAAGACAAAAACACAAAUGUGUAUGUGACGGGUUUGCCUCCAGACAUUACAAAGGAUGAGUUUAUACAAGUUAUGUCAAAGUGUGGUAUCAUUAUGCGAGAUCCUCAGACAGAAGAACAUAAAAUUAAACUUUAUAAAGACAAGCAAGGAAAUCUUAAAGGAGAUGGCCUCUGUUGUUAUCUCAAGCGAGAAUCAGUUGAGCUUGCGUUGAGACUUCUGGAUGAGGAUGAGAUUAGAGGCUACAAAUUACAUGUUGAAGUAGCAAAGUUUCAACUAAAGGGGGAGUAUGAUGCAAGCAAAAAGAAGAAGAAAUGCAAAGACUACAAGAAGAGGCUGUCCCAACAACAAAAACAGUUGGAUUGGAGGCCUGAGAAGAAAGAUGGUACAGUUCGAAAGCGACAUGAGCGUGUUAUCAUCAUCAGGAACAUGUUCCACCCAAAGGAUUUUGAGGAAGAUCCUUUAGUACUGAAUGAGAUUAGGGAAGACCUACGGACAGAAUGUGAAAAGUUUGGAGAAGUAAAGAAGGUUCUCUUAUUUGAUCGACACCCAGAUGGUGUGGCAUCUGUUUCAUUUAAAGAACCAGAGGAAGCUGAUCUGUGCAUACAAGCUCUCAAUGGAAGGUGGUUUGGUGGUCGUCAGCUAAGUGCUGAAACAUGGGAUGGUACAACAGAUUAUCAGGUGGAAGAGACCUCAAGAGAAAGAGAGGAAAGGCUUAAGCUGUGGGGGUCAUUUUUAGGAGAGUCUGAUGCAGAGAAACAGAAAAUUGCAGCUGCUUCAAAUUCUGCAGCGAGUAGUGUGAAACUGCCAGAAGAUCAGCCUUCAAAAGAUAAUGGCACAUCUAAAGGUGAUGUGAAUGCUGAAGCUCAUAAGAGAGAGGAUAAUGGUGAAGGCAUUAAUGAAGAUGGCACUGCAUCAACAGACAGCAGCCUUGCAGGCAGUGAUGAUGAAACAGAUACAUAACAUCUCUAAUAUUUUAUGAAAGCAUGCUUUUUAGGGUGAUGUUUGGAUUUCUCUUAUCCUGUGCUUCAAGGUGACUACAGACAGUGUUCAUGUGUUUAUAUGCAUAUUUGAUGUCAUCAGCUUGUGCUUUGAAAUUUUUAUUAAAAGCAGUAGUUAAUGAAGAUCUAAAAAAGUUCAUAUUAAUUGGCUAUUGUUCAAGCAAAAUAUCUCAAGUUGCCAAGAGCACAGCAGAACUGACCAGGCUUCUUAUGUCAUAUAUAUUUGCUUGUCAGUGUUUAAAUUAUAUAAAUGUGAAGUGUAUGUGAAACUCCAGAGUUUGAACAAUUACACAGAAUCUAAAAACAUUUUAGUAAUAUACAAAGAUAUUAAAGUUGAUUUUAAUGUUUGCUUUAGUUUCCCUACACUUUUGGAACUUGGUAUCUUCCUAUUAAAGUAACUGGCUUGAGCACUUUCGACAGUUUUACAGAACAGUUGUUGCAGAAAGGCCCAAUACAUUCACCCUCCAUGAUAGCAGAUCAUGGAACAUGAAAUUGUUGGUCAGUCUACAAAACUGAAAAUUCUUGCCAUAGCCUACACGGAGCCACAGAUAUGUGAGAAGAUAUUUUAAAAUCAGAAUGUUCAGUAUAGAGGGGGGUCUCAUCUGCUCCUUGAAUCUUCCAUUGAUGUAAACAAGUUGUGAGUAUUUAGAGGAGAUUAGCACCCCUAAACUCUUCAACACUGGAACACUAUGUAAAUAAAGCUGACCUCUAAUCUUCAAUUUAAAUUCAGAUGGUAGAAUGAAGUAUUUCCAUAUGCUGAAAGCAUGCAAAAAUUAUACAUUGAACACAGGGCUUUUGUGGUUUUUUUGCCUUAAAUUUAAGAAAUGCUUUUUCUCUCUUUGGUAGGGUGGGGAGUCAGUAUGUACCAUAUUCUUUUUUGAGAUAGAUGCUUUUGGUUUAGUUCACAGCCUGAGGGGCCCCUUCCACCAAAGACUUCAUAACAUUUAAAAGAUUUUAACCUUUAAUCCCAAGGUUGUCACACACACUAUGAAUAUUGGGGAACACAUUUUUCAAAAAUUAGCUGCCCUUUUAUAUUUAUAUUUUCUUGUUUUACUAGCCAUUAAAUUGACUUAAACAUUUUUGUUCAAUUAGGCAAAGAUUUUCAAAACAAUGCCUAAAGUUAGCCACCUUAAUUAGAUGUGUAAAAUAGUCUAACGUUCAAAAGUGACCUCAGUGGAUCAGCUUGGAUGCUGAGCACUUUUGAACAACAUUACUUUAGGCACCCUCUUUAAAAAUAUUGGCCCUAGUUCCUCAACAUAUCUGUUUAAGAUUUGGAACUUGCUCUGGAUUAUUUGUUCAUUUGAGGAUACCUUUUAAACUUCCAACUGGAAUUGUUGAUUCUUUUGAAAAAAGAAAAAAAAAAAAAAAAAGAUAGUGGGUUGUGAAAGAUUAUGGUUGUUAGUACUAGUGCUUCUAACUUGAAGCACUCAAUUUUGAUAAAGGACCUUGGUUGUCUUUAAUUUGUAUUGUACUUAUCUUUGAUUUUUUUGAAAUUGUUAGAAAAACUACACUGUAGCUAGGUUUUUUUUGGUAAUCAGUGUGUUUAUGUAGGUUAUGGCAAUAAGUUCGUAUAAAAUAAUACUUGCCAUUGUGGUUGCGUCUUAUUUCCUUAUGAGCAACCUAGAUAACAGAAUAGUAGUUAAGAUUAUCAGACUUGUAAUUCCUGAUUAUAUUAAAUUGAUGGAUACUUUAA
Mauremys reevesii (Reeves's turtle) is the source of this 3223-nucleotide messenger RNA. RefSeq names its product HIV-1 Tat specific factor 1 (gene HTATSF1). NCBI's taxonomy places the organism in Eukaryota, Metazoa, Chordata, Testudines, Geoemydidae. The coding region runs from base 146 to 1492 and encodes 448 amino acids. The transcript is spliced from 9 exons. The record is from RefSeq and is a predicted model, not a curated record. Gene Ontology annotation, molecular function: RNA binding. Gene Ontology annotation, biological process: mRNA splicing, via spliceosome. Gene Ontology annotation, cellular component: U2 snRNP; U2-type spliceosomal complex.